Molecule: messenger RNA, 4257 nt
Organism: Oikopleura dioica
Lineage: Eukaryota; Metazoa; Chordata; Appendicularia; Copelata; Oikopleuridae
Source: the annotation of a GenBank genome assembly
AUGGUAACUAACAAUUACAAGGACACAAUGUUCCCUCCAGAGGGGGCAAAGGACAUGAAUUUGGACAGAUGCAUUCGUCUCCUUCCACACCACGGAGACACUGGAGGAUUCUUUGUAGCUGUUCUCGAAAAGACUGCUCCUCUCCCAUGGCAAAGUGAACAGAAGGAAUGCCCAGACCCGACGAAAGAGAAAAAAGAUGGAGAGCCGCCGCGAAAAAAACCUAAAACCUGGCGUAAAGGCACAUUCAACGAAGACCCCUUCGUCUUCAUGAAAGAAACGGACACCGAAUUAGAACACGUCAAAGAGUUCUACAAUCUUUCAGAUGAGUUCCAAAUGACGCAGGUUUUUAACCGACUCCGCGAAGAUAAAAAGGAGACAAGCAAGUGCAGGAACAUCUUCUUCGUUACGAAGAAGCUGUCCGAAAUUCUCAAGUACAACAUCGAGACGAUCAAAUUCAUCAACUCGGGUGUCCGUAUUUUCGCCCGAACAGAAGGCAAAAUGCAGGACGCAUUAUAUCGGGUUACCCAAGAUGGUAUCGAUAUUAUGCGAUUCUUCUGCAGAAAUCAAGUGACGACGAUUGAUCAGGUCGAAGACAUGCGAGUUCUUCUCAGAGAAGAGACUCCUGACUUUAAUCUAUAUUCGGACGCCGUCAAAGCGCAAAUUUGGAAAGACACGAAGAAUGGACCCUUUAUAAUCAAUUAUAAGCCAGCUGAAGGAGCUGGAUUCUCUGUUUGCGGCUGGCGAGGAGACAAGAGUCUGCGACUCUACAUAAAUAAGCACGACAGGAUUCAUUUCUUGCACCUGAUGGGAGAGCCUCUACCUGAAUGGCUAAAGUGCCUGCAGGCUCUCGUACAGCAUUCAGUGAAAUUCUGUAUUGAAGGAAACAAGUUUCAACGAGUCAAUGCUCUCCAAACACUGUCUUGGAUAGUCUUUGGUCUCGGUGAAAAGUUCACUCCUGAUCAUUGCUAUGAGUUCUUGGACUACAUGUUCGGCUUCGACAGAGCCGAUGAAGAAAUUUCCGAGUUAUGUACAGCUGUUUUUGACCUGACCUCUGCAGAAAAUAAUCAGGCUGUGCGGAUUUUAAGUAUUGCUUUAGUCCUCACUUCUUUAAGCGUGCGCAAUCAGAUGAAGAAAAACAUUCUCGGCGAACGAAUUCUGACUUCUUCUCGAUUCGACGCCCAGAAAAUGCUUCAUAUUUUUGAAACCAUUUCGACAAAAGACGCCUUCGACUCUCUGCCUGUAUCUCUCGGUUCCUUAUGCAUACACAUGUUAGCCGUAAUGCUGCGAAUGGAGCGCCAUCCAAAGCUGAUCAUGCAGCGAAUGUCAUGCCUUGACUCAGCACUUGCACUCGACGGACUUGGUUACGCCAUCGAAAACGAUCUUAGUGAAAAGAUUAACGAAGCGAUGCGUAUUCCUCUCGAGACGCAAACUUCGAGCUGGUCGUCAUUCAUUUUGGGUAGCUCGGAACCCGAGAUGGUCAAAGUGGAAGUUGCUUCUGCGGCGCUAGUCACCCUUCUAACCAUUGUUAAAGUCAAUCGUAACUUUAUUCCUGUACUAUGUCAUUGGAGAGCGCGCGAAGAGUCUGCGCAUGGGAGUCCACCGUUAGCUACCUUUCUCGAAUAUACCUCGCUCGUUCAACAAAACAUGAAAAUCGCGGAGCGCAAAGCCGCCACACGAAUAGCCUUUAUAACACUGUCAAUCAUUACCGAAGACCAUUUCGCCAAUUGUUUCCUGCACGACCAAUCCGUUAAAUUUCGCCUGCGCCUGCACCGCGCGCCAAGCAGACACCGUGCAACAGGCAACGAUGAAGCUUCGCCGAACACAUUCGCCGCUUGGAUACUGCACAUUUGCUGCGAAUUUCUCGUCUCUCAUCUAAUGAAGGACUUUCCCCUCGAUGUCCAUCAAAUGGCACUGGGCGUCAUCCAUCGACUGCUGAUCUACCAAAAGCGUGCCAGGUCGCGACUCAACUUUGACUGGAAGCUUGUUUGGCAGAGCAUCGUCCUUCUCCUUAAAUUCGUUUGCUCAAAUCAGAACUCGCUGAGCAGCCGCCAUGCCGCCUCCCAAAUUCAGAAACUAGUCAAAACAGCACUCAUUGUGAUGAACAUAUUCAUUUGCUGCGGAGACGAGAUCUUCAUGAGCACAGCUCAUUACGAUAAACUCUAUUACGAGCUCAUACGUGUGGCUUCCGUGUUCGACAAAGUCGAGCAAUACGCUUUCUCGCAAUCGCAGAAAACCAGUGAAUUGAAAAACCUUGUAUUCAACAUUCGACAGAUACAGUCUCAUUUUAACAAGAUCCUAGUAAGCUCUCACACGCCUGAACAGAUCCUAGAUAUUAUAAAGGAAAAUUACUCGUGUCUGAGUUUACGACUUCUGGACGGACUGGAAAAUUUCGACAAGCUCAACCACGAGAAUGCCACACCCGAAUCGUCCCCAGCAGAAUUAUUUUUAUACCCAGCGCGAUCGACGUAUCAGUUAGAAAUGUGCACAGUAGAGUUCGACUUCUCUAUCAACGAGCUUACUUCCCAGAUCGAAGGUACCAGCUCGACAACGUCCAGUUCACUUAGAGACAUCGAUGCGAUUUUUCAAGAGACGCUUUCUUCUCACACGAGCACGACGACGAGCAACUCGCCUGAACCUUCUAGUGAUCCGUUUUUCAUAAAUUACGCUGAGUCAUUCGAGCAUCAGCUGCAGCCGACUUACUCUUCUAUGGAUGGUUGUUCUCAACAAAACCAGCUCACACCAUCUUCGACCAGUGAAAUAACAGAAGGCGUUUCAUUCUGUGAAGAGAGAUUUUACGAAGACCCACAAACAAUACAAUCCUUUCAGAACUCAAUUUAUCCUGAAGUUGACGCGAGUUAUGGAGCAUACCAACAAUAUGAUUACGGAACUGGAAAUAAUAUGAUAAGCAAUGCUCAAAUGCCCUGCUCAUCCUUGAUGGCGACUUCUAAUAAGCCGCUCGUUCGAAAUCAACGAAGACACAAUUGCGACUUGGAGAAGAAGAGAAUCCACAAAUGCGCAUAUCCUGGCUGCACAAAAGCGUAUACGAAGUCGAGCCAUUUGAAGGCACACGAACGAACGCAUACUGGAGAGAAACCUUACAGAUGCAAUUGGAAUGGAUGUUCUUGGCGUUUUGCGAGAAGUGAUGAGCUUACCAGACAUAUGAGGAAACACACAGAUACUCCCGCCUCCAAACGGAAAGCAAAGCCAUUUCAGCGGAUGCUUAUUCUAGGAGACAUUGGCUCCGGAAAAACUACAAUUUUUCAGCAGAUACAGCAUCUGUACACACCAAUUUACAUCACGAGAAGAAAGAAAAUGAUGCUUGAAGACGUAAAAAACGCGCUUAUGGAGACAAUUUGGACAUUAUUAAGAUACUUGGCGGAGGAAAAUAUCCCCCUUGAAUCUCCGCAAGCAGAGCGAUCUCAGGAGUUCUUUCUUCAACUUGCGAUGGUCGAUUACAAUCCAAACAAGUCGGCUUGCGACGAUGUUGAGACUUACUUCGAUCAUGUGACGACAAUUUGGUCUGAUUCCUCUAUUCAAAGAUUCUAUAAUAAAGACGGAAAUGGAAGUCAAGUCACGUGCCAAGUAACAAUAAAAGACGAAGAAGGGUACGAUACAAUUGCACAAUCGCAAGAUACUUGGGAGACGGCGAUAAAAACGGAGCAGGAAACGCUGCUAAAUACAAAACUCCAGAUCACAGAUUUGCCAGGCGAUUGGGGGCACAGAGGAAAAUGGAUCCAAUACUUCAAUAAAAUCGACAGCGUUAUUUACACAGUCGAUAGCUCAGCUUACGACAUUGAGUCUGAGUCUGGCAUAGUCGAAAACGCGCUUCGAAACUCGCUGGAGAUCUUCAAGAGACUCUGGCACAAUCGAUGGCUCAAGAAUGUCUCUUACAUUGUCGUUUUGAACAAGAUCGACCUGCUCGCAGAGAAGUUGAGAGUCGACGAUAGCUUCGCGAUCGAGUUUCCCGAGAGCAUCGAUCAUUACUAUUCAUCGGUCGCCGAGCCGGAAUUGGCCGAGCGAUUUCAAGAUCCUGAGCUGGCUAGGAUCAUUAGCUUUAUUCGAAAAAUGUUCACUGAUGUUGCCUUACACGAUUACGCCGAAUUCGACCGCCUAGAAUGCCACCUUGUCACUGCUAUUUCCCUAGACGACGUGGAGUUCAUGUUCAACACGAGCCUUUUGCAAAUGCAAGAUAAAUACAUCAAUUACAAACGCGAAGAACAACGGAAAAACUCCACUGCUGCUAGCUGUAAAACCUAA